UUUCCCGUGAGCCCUCGGGGAGUGGUCCGACCGCGGGCGGCUGCGGGUGAGGAGCGGGGCGGGGGGCGGGGGGAGCCAUGGCUCGGCGCGGCUGGCUGCGGGCGCCCCUGAGCCGCGGCGGCGGUGGCGGCGGCGGUGGCCCCGGGGCCCGCCGGCUCAUGCGGCCGCUCUGGUUGCUCCUCGCAGUGGGCGUCUUUGGCUGGGCCGGGGCUUCGGACGGCGCCGGCGGAGCGGCGAGAGCCAUGGACGAGGAGAUCGUGUCCGAGAAGCAAGCCGAGGAGAGCCACCGGCAGGACAGCGCCAACCUGCUCAUCUUCAUCCUGCUGCUCACCCUCACCAUCCUCACGAUCUGGCUCUUCAAGCACCGCCGGGCCCGCUUCCUGCAUGAAACCGGCCUGGCUAUGAUUUAUGGUCUUUUGGUGGGCCUUGUGCUUCGAUAUGGCAUUCAUGUUCCAAGUGAUGUAAAUAAUGUGACCCUGAGCUGUGAAGUGCAGUCAAGCCCAACUACCUUAUUGGUAAAUGUUAGUGGAAAAUUUUAUGAAUAUACACUUAAAGGAGAGAUUAGUUCACACGAACUCAAUAACGUUCAAGAUAAUGAAAUGCUUAGAAAGGUUACCUUUGAUCCGGAAGUAUUUUUCAACAUAUUACUUCCUCCUAUCAUAUUUUAUGCAGGAUAUAGUCUGAAAAGAAGACAUUUCUUUCGAAACCUUGGGUCUAUCCUAGCAUAUGCUUUUCUUGGAACAGCAAUUUCUUGUUUUGUAAUUGGGUCAAUAAUGUAUGGCUGUGUCACACUGAUGAAAGUAACUGGACAGCUUGCAGGAGAUUUUUACUUUACAGACUGUCUGCUGUUUGGUGCCAUUGUAUCAGCAACUGACCCAGUGACUGUCCUGGCCAUAUUCCAUGAGCUUCAAGUGGAUGUUGAACUCUAUGCACUUCUUUUUGGGGAGAGUGUCCUCAACGAUGCUGUUGCCAUAGUGCUGUCUUCCUCAAUAGUGGCAUACCAGCCAGCUGGGGACAACAGCCACACCUUUGAUGUCACAGCCAUGUUCAAGUCUAUUGGGAUUUUCCUUGGGAUCUUCAGUGGAUCUUUCGCAAUGGGUGCCGCUACGGGUGUGGUGACAGCUUUAGUGACAAAGUUCACCAAAUUACGGGAGUUCCAGCUGUUGGAGACAGGCUUGUUCUUCCUGAUGUCCUGGAGUACCUUCCUCUUGGCUGAAGCAUGGGGCUUCACAGGUGUGGUUGCAGUGUUGUUUUGCGGCAUCACACAGGCCCAUUAUACAUACAAUAAUCUGUCCACAGAGUCUCAGCAUAGAACUAAACAGUUGUUUGAGCUUCUCAAUUUCUUGGCAGAGAAUUUCAUCUUCUCCUACAUGGGACUGACACUGUUCACCUUCCAGAACCAUGUCUUUAACCCAACAUUUGUAGUAGGCGCAUUUAUUGCUAUUUUCUUGGGAAGAGCUGCUAAUAUUUACCCCUUGUCCCUCUUACUUAAUUUGGGUAGAAGAAGUAAGAUUGGAUCAAAUUUUCAGCACAUGAUGAUGUUUGCUGGCCUCCGUGGCGCGAUGGCAUUUGCCUUGGCCAUUCGAGAUACUGCCACGUACGCACGGCAAAUGAUGUUCAGUACCACACUUCUGAUUGUGUUUUUUACCGUGUGGGUAUUUGGUGGUGGCACCACUGCCAUGCUCUCAUGCUUGCAUAUAAGGGUUGGUGUUGAUUCCGACCAAGAACACUUGGGUAUUCCUGAAAAUGAGAGAAGAACCACCAAAGCAGAGAGUGCCUGGCUUUUCCGGAUAUGGUACAACUUUGACCAUAACUAUCUGAAGCCCCUGCUGACGCACAGUGGACCUCCGCUCACUACAACGCUCCCUGCCUGCUGCGGGCCCAUCGCCAGAUGCCUGACCAGCCCCCAAGCUUAUGAAAACCAGGAGCAACUGAAAGACGAUGACUCCGAUCUUAUUCUCAAUGAUGGCGAUAUUAGUUUGACGUAUGGGGAUUCUACUGUGAACACCGAAUCAGGAGCAUCCGUUGCCCCUAGGCGGUUUAUGGGAAACAGUUCUGAAGAUGCCUUGGAUCGGGAGCUUGCAUUUGGGGACCACGAACUGGUCAUUCGGGGAACACGCCUGGUUCUUCCUAUGGAUGAUUCUGAACCCCCAUUAAAUUUGUUAGAUAAUACAAGACACAGUCCAGCCUAAGCUUACUAAUGCUCACUUAGUGAUUUGUAAAAUUUGCACAUGUGAUUGUGAAGAAAUUUGUACUACCUAAAAAGUCCCAGUGCAUGUCUCUGAAUGUUUAAGCUAUAUAAAUACUCUUUAUAUGGCAUCGAGAGAAUAUAAAUAUCCUGUACAAGGCAGAUUGUGAACAAACUCUUCUUUUAUGUUUCGUUGGCUGCACUAUGUAGAUUGGAUCUGUUUUAGAAAAAAGUUAUUUUCACAGUGCUGUUGUGUGUUCCGUUAGCUUUACGUCUCAGUUAAAGUAUACAAAGUGACAGAUUUACUCUUUCUUACACUUACCUGAUACUUAACCAGAAUACCAAGUUCUUGUGCCGUGAAUUAAUUUUGUUUCGUGGGAGGGGAGGGAGAGGAAAGAGGGAGUGUUAUCUCUGGGGAAGCCCAUGGAGGGAGAGGUUCCUUUGUUGGGAAACUUGUGUUCAUUGCUACUGCCUUGGUCAUGACCUUUGUCUCUCCUUUUUCUCCGGAUGGUGUUCGGAUCUUGUCCCGUUGGAGCUGGGAAUGAAGUGGGGAGGGGCUCUCUCCCCCGCCCCUUGCUAUGAAGGAACAGAUUCAUUGACUUAUAGCACACUGGUGUUCAGAAAAGAAGGGCUACAAAUGACGUCCAAGACUGUGUUGCUUUUCUCCCAGACCAAGACCAUAGGAAGGAGUCGCAUCAUCCUGCCAGGUUAGCCGAAGUACAGGUGUAGAUGGCACAGGGCACGUGGUCUGCAUUGGCGGGGGCCGGGGCAAAGCGCAGGAGCGGAGGAAAGAGAAGGGGGGGGUGCUUCGGAUAUCUCUCUUCCCAAAUGUGUAAAUAUUCCAUAUCAGAUAAGUUUAAAUAAGAAACUCAGUUGCUGCUUACUUUUGGAUUAUAUACUUUAUCUGUAUAGCAAGCUUUGUGGUCAGGUGUUUUUUAUAUUGAUUUAAAUCGCUGCUCUUUAGCAGCCAAACAGGAGCAAAAUGUAAAAUUUUUGAACUUUACUAUGUCUCAUUGUCAUUCGUUAGUCUGUAGUUGAUGUUUAAAGUUAAUUUAUGACUCCAUGAUUGUUCCACACUACAUCAAAGUCAGUCGGAGAGAAGCGCACCGCUCUGGAGCUUAUCGUAAGGGCAGUGUUCCUUUAUGUGCACCAGCUAGACUUGUCUUCGUUUCCAUGUUACUUUUUAAUAUGAAAUACUGAAGCUGCCGUGUGGGUGUGGGUGUGGGUUUUUUUUUUUUUCUUUUACAGUUUUCAAGGAAGAGUACAUAGCAACUUCCCAUUUCCUAUUCAGAGAAUGAAAGUAGAUUCUAUUUUGUAAUGCUGAAAAAACCUACAGGUGCACUGAACGCUUAGAAGGGGGGUACGUUCUGAUGUUGAUCCUGACCUGUUAAUGUUUCGGAAGACAAAUGGGAACUUUUGUGGGUCUUUCCCCCCUUCGUUCUGAGUAGCAUUGCCUUAAAUCUUAACCCAAUUCGCAAACUGAUGUGUUUACAUGAUGUUCAAAUUUCCCAGCAAAAGAUGUCUUUCCAAACAAAAUAUGUACUUAUUCUCCCCAAGGUGUCUGUACUGUUGUGAACACUCCUUGAGAUUUUAAGGGAAUUCUACUGUUGUACCCUCGAGCGGCAGCUCUAACUGUUGGCACAGCCAUUUGUUACGUAGUGGUAGCGACUUUCCUGCUAUGCAGGAGCCCCGUGACGUGUGCGUUUGAUAGGACGUGUGCCUCUUCAUGCAGUCUCUCAUUUCUUGUUAAUGUGUGUUUGAGGGGCUUUGAACUUCAGCGUCAUUCACCCACAAAGUUGUUCAAGUUGUAAGAGGUUAUACAAGAAAUUAACAACUACCUUUUUUAUUCUGUCAGGUUACUGAGCUCACUUUAUGAAAAUGGCUGUAAAUACUUAGCAUGACCCAUUCAGUAACUCGUCUCUUUCAGCAUGCAUAAGACUUUUUCUUAGGGAAACCGAUACAGCUUGAGUCAACUAAAUCUGCCUUCGUACUUUAUCAAAGGGGAUCCAAGGCUGCUGUGCUUAUGUCAGCAUCUGAAAACUUCUCCUCUCCUCUAAUCUGUGUGCACGUCUCCAAGCAAAGAAGAAACAACAAACUGUGCUCAUAUACCUGUUGGUUUUCGACACCUGAGUGAACUCGAAUGAAGGACAGUCUGAGGUUACCAUCACGCACAAAGUAGAGCUGCUCUCGGACUUAACUGUUCUGUUCUUUGUGAACCCUACGUGUUUGAAUGACUCAAACAUUGCAUCUUUUAAAAGUUAUUUUGUAAGGUUCUUGGCAUUUUAUCCUCGUCGUCCGUGUUUGGCAAUGUGCUGUUAAAGAAAUAGACUUAAUCUGUAUGUAUUUUUUGUUUUCCCUUGGAGUACUUGGACAGAUGUUAUAGUGGUUUCUUUUAGGAAAAUCUGUCAUUAAAAAAAUUAUAGCCUUGCAAAUAACCACUCACCGUAUUUGAGUCACAGUUUAUUCUAGUGAGAAUUAAAGAGUGCUGACUUCAUUUAUUUUUCUACCUAUACACUUACUGGGAAAGCGGGGAAGACCAAUGCUUAAAAAAAGAACAGACAGAAACCUACCAGAAC
Odobenus rosmarus divergens (Pacific walrus) is the source of this 4764-nucleotide messenger RNA. It is a transcript of the gene SLC9A6, whose product is annotated as solute carrier family 9, subfamily A (NHE6, cation proton antiporter 6), member 6. The record is from RefSeq and is a predicted model, not a curated record. Gene Ontology annotation, cellular component: recycling endosome; membrane. Gene Ontology annotation, molecular function: sodium:proton antiporter activity. Bases 78 to 2192 code for a protein of 704 amino acids. Gene Ontology annotation, biological process: regulation of pH; proton transmembrane transport; sodium ion transport. NCBI's taxonomy places the organism in Eukaryota, Metazoa, Chordata, Mammalia, Carnivora, Odobenidae. The transcript is spliced from 16 exons.